AUGGCCUUCCGCAGCGGAGGAAGCUGGGGUCAGCUCCCAUCACAGAGUGCAGCCCCGACGGUGAGGGCUGAGCCGGCCUUUGAGGUUGACCUGCUGGAACUGAUGUUGCUGCAGAACGCGCAGAUGCACCAGCUGCUGCUGAGUCGCCUGGUGGCAGCAGCGCUCCACCCAGGGCCGGCUCCGCCCCACCCCCACCCGCAGGUCUACCUGGAGGGUCAACAAGAGGAAUAUGAGGAGGAGGAGGAGAAGGAAGUCCAGGAGGAAGGGCCUUUGGUGUUCCACCACCACUACCUCCCCUGCCCGAUGCCCAGUCUGGGUCCCCUGCUACCCUGGCCAGUCCCUUUUCUUUCCCCGCCCCCACAUCAGCCUUACUUGCAGGACACGUCCAGGAUUCAGCACCACCCUCCUGCCUCUGGGAGAAGGGGGAGAGCCAUCCCCCCGCCCCCACCCCCCAGUGCCACAGGGACUGUGGGUGCGGAUGUACCGCCGGCUUCAGACUACUAUGAUGCUGAGAGCCUGCCAUGA
This is a messenger RNA of Puma concolor (puma), 525 nucleotides long. Lineage: Eukaryota; Metazoa; Chordata; Mammalia; Carnivora; Felidae. The record is from RefSeq and is a predicted model, not a curated record.